Messenger RNA from Dunckerocampus dactyliophorus (ringed pipefish), 5002 nucleotides. RefSeq names its product phosphatidylinositol-4-phosphate 3-kinase catalytic subunit type 2 gamma (gene pik3c2g). Gene Ontology annotation, cellular component: cytoplasm; phosphatidylinositol 3-kinase complex; plasma membrane. The record is from RefSeq and is a predicted model, not a curated record. Gene Ontology annotation, biological process: phosphatidylinositol 3-kinase/protein kinase B signal transduction; phosphatidylinositol-mediated signaling; phosphatidylinositol-3-phosphate biosynthetic process. Gene Ontology annotation, molecular function: phosphatidylinositol binding; 1-phosphatidylinositol-3-kinase activity; 1-phosphatidylinositol-4-phosphate 3-kinase activity. NCBI's taxonomy places the organism in Eukaryota, Metazoa, Chordata, Actinopteri, Syngnathiformes, Syngnathidae. Bases 397 to 4662 code for a protein of 1421 amino acids. The transcript has 34 exons.
AGUGCAUAGUUCACCAUAAGGGCUUUGACGCAAUUCACCUUUUUCCUCUUCCGAUUUAUCUUUUUUAAUGCUGUAGGGUUAAUUUAGGAGGAUCUUCCGUCCUUGCACAGAGGUUCCUGUAAGGGGAGAACAGCCGAGAUGAGCAUGAGAUAUCAUCAUACACUGAUUGGACCACAACAUCAGGUUCAGCUGAUGGGUGUUUCUGCCAUAUGCAGGUAAAAUGGGCGGAGCCAAGAAUAAAACAAACACCAGUCAAGAAGCCUUCAGGUUAAACUCGCUGAGCAGUGGACGAUGUAGUUCAUCUCAACAAGGACGUGACACCAACCAUAGCUUUAAUGUGUUCCCUACAAGUGACAAACUGCAGCAUCAUUCCAGACAUAUUUUGACUAGAAUGUGAUGGACCCCUCUGCACCACCACAUGGCCCACCACCUGUGCCACCACGUAGAGUCCUCCAGAGACAAAAUUCUGUGACGGAGAAUGAAAAUGAAUCGCACCUUUAUGAGGUUAUUCCAGACAAGGAACCUCCAGCUGUGUAUGAGAGACAGUUCCCUCAUUCUAAAUCACAGUCUUACGCUCCAAGCCAACUCAAGGCUCAAGGUAGUCCUAAAGAUGCUGUUGACAAAGGAACGAAUAAGCCUCCACUAGCCCGUCGUCCCCCUCCAGCGGUCCCAAGCUCAAGUGUGCCUAGCAGGCGGGUGUCCCCUCCUGUAAUACCCAGGAAGCAUGCCCCACUCGGCCACAACAAAAUUAGGUUCUCCUGUGACCUGAGUGGUCCUGCCCACAAACUGACCCGCUCCAACACAAACACUGAUGAGCUGUAUCGAUGGACCAUCGACCUGAUAGAUACUCCACAGGGCAGCACCAGAACCAUGGCUGCAUUUUGUCAAGCAACAUCCAAUCUGAUGUCACGCAACAAAAACACACAAAGCGUUGCCAACUUCGGUAUGGUUAGGGCGAGAGUGCUUGACAUCCACCCUGCACUACUGCUGCAGGUCCAGCUGACGAUCAAUGUGGCAAUUGAACAGGAAAGUAACAAUCAGAUUGCCAUCCCCACUCCAGUGAACAGGUCGGUGAAAAUCUUCAUUGAUAAAAUUGUUCAGCUGCUGGACCUCACCCCCAAAACAAAUGGUCAUUAUGUUCUCAAGACGUGCAACUCUGAGGAGUAUUUCCACAAUGAAAAGCUGCUGGGCGUGCACGAGAUUGUCCAAACCCACUGCAAGUUCAACAUGGACCUUCCCCUUCGACUGCUCCACACGAGUAGCCUGAAGCACAGCCUGGCGAGGGAUGAGGAGGAGGACGGUGAAGACAAACCCUCUCCACAUCUCUACGAGCUGGUGCGGCCCAUUUGCAUCUUUAACACGUGCAAGUUGAGUCUGCAGAAUGUGCUAACGAGCUACAGCAGAGAGGGAGCCAUGCUGUUGAGAAGUAAAUCGGGAAUGAAUGUGAACGUGCUGGUGGCCCAUGUCCGCACCGUUACAGAUCUCGUGUGUGGCCUCUCAAGUCGAGAGCUGGAGGACGCCAUUGGCAGGCUCAACAGAAUCAACCCCAUCCCUCUGAGUCACGAGGAAAUGUCUGAGUGUGAGAGUGCCAUGACGGCACUGCACAAGGCGCUGAUAGCAGUCAUGCAGAGCUUUUUUGACAACAUCCCGUCCAACUUCAGACCUGCGGUGGUCACCAACAACGUGCUGACUCGUGAUGUGGAGAAUAACAGUGCAAUCCUCCAAUUCAACGUGACCGCCCUCUACAAACUGCAACCCAGCUGGAUGACCAUUUACGACUGCUUCUCGAUGUCCUGUGAGCUGACGUAUGGAGAUGGACAGAUCUGCUCAGCAGUUGUUUCGGAAAAUAUUAGCACUGCAUUAUGCUUUGAGAGGAAAAUACAGUGUAACCGCAUGAUGGCGUUUCCUGUGACAGUCAAUCAGUUGCCUUAUGAGUGCAUGUUGACGUUCCAGCUCAUGGGCUCAAAGCGAGGAAAGAGCCCUGAGAUGUUGGCCUGGGCUGUUCUUCCUCUUUACAGCAACAGAACCUUGCUAAGAGGGACCAUCCUGCUGAGUUUGUCCACACUGGCCAUGCUUCAUUCGCCUCCUUCUCCCGCUUUGUUCGACAGCCACAGACAAGCAGUUGGAGUCAUCCUGCAGCUUGACUUUUCAGAUCAGGUGAAGUGGACGUAUCAGAGGCCUAUCGAGCUCCCCGGGUCGAUCUUAUUCUCUUCGCCUUGUGAAGAUUUGGAAAAGAAAAUGUUACAUGUGUCAAAGAAGAUUUGUGUUUGCUUUCUGUCAGAAUAUGAGAAGAGCUUCCUGUGGAGCAAACGUCACCAUGGCGACCAAGCAAGCACCUUCCUCCACCUGCUGCUUAGUGGAGCCCCCCGGUGGCAGCCUGAAGACCUAACAGAAAUCUACACAAUCGUGGAGCACUGGGCUAUCCAUCUUCCUGAGGAGGCCCUCUUCCUGCUCACUGAUAGUUUUCCUGACCAGACAGUGCGCAGGACCGCUGUUCAGUAUUUUCAACAAAUACCAGAUGAUGUGCUAGAGCAGUUCCUGCCGCAGUUGGUCCAGGCUAUGAAGAGUGAGUGGGAACUGGAUGGUCCUCUUGUCAUGCUGUUGUUGGAGAGAUCACUGAAGAACAUCAGAAUUGCACAGCAACUUUACUGGCUGCUGGCGGAUGCUUGCACAGAUGAGCACUUCCAGAGCUGGUUCAGUAAGGUGCAGGCGGCCCUGCGCUACUGCUGUGGCCGAGCGUUGAGGGAGGAGCUGGACCAGGAAACCCGCCUGGUGUCGGUGGUCGUGCAGGUGGCGGAGAAGAUUCGCACGUCGGAGAAGACAAGGCGGAAGACAAUUUUGAACAAAGAAAAGGGGAAGAUUGAGAAGUUCUUCAGUGAUGGGAGAAGCUGUUGUCUACCUUUAGAUGUUGCUCUCCGUGUAAAAGGAGUGGACCUGGAUGCGUGUAAGUUCUACAACUCCAACACUGCUCCUCUGGGGUUGUCCUUUAUUUGUACUGAUCCGCUGGCCAAGAACAUCAGUGUGAUCUGCAAGACAGGAGAUAGCGUACGCCAGGACAUGCUGGUACUUCAGAUGGUCCGGAUGAUGGACAGGGUGUGGCUCCAAGAAGGGUUGGACUUGCGAAUGGUCACCUAUAGAUGUCUGUCGACUGGCCAAACUCAAGGACUUAUAGAAGUGGUUCCUGAGGCAGUGACCCUGGGCAAGAUUCAGCAGGAGUGGGGUCUGGGCGGGACCCUUCGACAAGACACCUUGGAGAAGUGGUUCCACAUGUGGAACAAAACAAAGGAGGACUAUGAAAAGGCUGUGAUGAACUUCAUUCACUCGUGUGCAGGUUGGUGCGUGGCCACCUUCAUCCUGGGGAUCUGCGACCGCCACAACGACAACAUCAUGCUGAAGCACAGCGGGCACAUGUUCCACAUAGACUUUGGCAAGAUCAUGGGCAAUGCACAGAAGAUUGCAAACUUCAAAAGAGACCGGUCACCGUUCAUCUUCACAUCGGAGAUGCAGCACUUUAUCACGGGCGGCGGGCAGAAGCCUCAGCGCUUGCAUCGCUUUGUGGAACUCUGUUGCGAGGCUUAUAACAUCAUCAGACGGCGAUCUGCCCUCAUACUAAGCGUUCUGGAGCGGAUGAUCAGUGCCGGAAUGCCAGAACUGAAGGAUUCUAAUGACCUGCAGUACGUCCAAAACAACCUCAGACCUCACGACACAGACCUGGAAGCCACAUCCUACUUUACAAAGAAGAUCAAGGAGAGCAUGGGUUCUGUUGCGGCCAAAUUAAACUUCCUAACACACAGCAUGGCCCAAGGGAAGAAACAAGGACCGCAAAUCAGUGAUGGCGUUCCUGCUCCCAGCACCAAUAUUCAGGAUGCUGUCAUCCAUGACCACAGCAUCAAGGGCAAAGUUGUGGUGAGGCUGCACAAGUUUUGUGUUCCUCUCUCCUGUCUUUAUUAUGACCAUCAUACAUCAGCACCGUUGCCUAUUUUUGUUUGGCAGAUCUAUUAUCUGAGAGUGACUAUUGAUGAUGGCUAUGUGUAUAGUGAAAUGACAUUUGAGGACUUUGAAAUGAUCCACAAGCAGCUUCAGAAACACUUUAUAGAGUCCACUCUGCCUCAGUUCCCUUGCUGGUAUAUGAUGUCAUUCACACCAAACAGGAAAGUGUCUCAGUUGAAUAAAUACCUGAAACAACUUUUUGAAGGACCUUGCAAGGGAAAUGAAUUUGUGUGCAGCUUGUUUUUGGAUGGACCCAAGAGAGAGAUUCAAGGAAAUGUGGCAACAGAAGACUGUCCUCAAAUCCAGCUGUACAUUUCUUACACUGACCGUAAGCUCUCGGUUUUGGUGAAACACCUCAAGAACAUUUCUGUUUCUAAGACCUACUUAUUACAGAAGACUGCCAACGGCUCUAAUCCCGACGCCUACGUGGUCACAUGUCUGAGACCAGACCCCCAAGGGCAAUCCAAGAGGAAGACUAAAGUAGUGCGAAAUCAUGACAACCCCACCUUCAAUGAACUGUUGGAGUACGCUAAUGUUCCCCUGCUGUACGGCAUGGUGCUGGAAGUGAGCGUGAAGAGCAAAAAGACUUUUGUGGCUGCAACAAACAUCAAACUGGAGGAGGAGCUGCUCAAUAAGGAGACCUGGUUUACGCUUAGAAACUGUGCAAUCUAACCUGAGAUGCACUGAAGCCCUGCUCCCAGAAGGGGGUGCAAUCACAAUGAGAAACACCUUUUACUUGCUUCCGAACCACAAUCACGUCUGAAAUGCGGUGUGGAUGGAGGGUUCGGAUGAAGUUACAAAGCCGAAUGACCGCCUCAGGUAAAUGCAUUGCAUUUGAAAUGCGGCGAGUCACGGCACUGAUGUUGAAAUGAAAGCUACACGUUGGAAAUGUUUUUGUGAUUUGUUCUCAUUUUGUGGCUUUGGGCUGGAGAAGACAUUUGAUUUAUUUUCCUUCCAUUGUCAGUUGUGGAAAUAAAUGAAUGUUCCCCUUGCACCAAGCAGGGCGCACGAA